Molecule: messenger RNA, 387 nt
Organism: Protopolystoma xenopodis
Lineage: Eukaryota; Metazoa; Platyhelminthes; Monogenea; Polystomatidea; Polystomatidae
Source: the annotation of a GenBank genome assembly
AUGGCCGAUAUAACUUCCUUCAGGACAUUGGCCCAUCUUGUUCGCAUUUCGGAUGCCUACGAACAAUCCGCUGAGCCUGCAAAUGCUAAAUCAUGCACUUCAUUUCCUUUAGAAGAAGCAAGCAAUACUUGUUCACCUGCAAUUAUUCCCUACUCGGUUGGUGGCUCACGUCAAUUGUUAUUGGAGGUCCCUGGGGAGGCGUCUCUUUUCACUACGCCGGCUGUCGCCGUAUCUGCAACCACCAAACCAGUCUCUCCCUUUACCCCUUCCCAAUCUGAUUCUGGCUCCGUCUCUGUUACAACACAGGAUGAGUCUGAGAUAGUAGAUGUGGGUAGGCCAGUUUCUACAACUCAUCCUCCUCCUGAAACAGGUAAUACUAAAGCAUAG